Messenger RNA from Polistes dominula (European paper wasp), 855 nucleotides. It is a transcript of the gene A4, whose product is annotated as apolipophorin-III-like protein. Gene Ontology annotation, molecular function: lipid binding. The record is from RefSeq and is a predicted model, not a curated record. Gene Ontology annotation, biological process: lipid transport. NCBI's taxonomy places the organism in Eukaryota, Metazoa, Arthropoda, Insecta, Hymenoptera, Vespidae. Gene Ontology annotation, cellular component: extracellular region.
ACCAAAAGCUCGCGCAUCAGUCGUUCUCUAGUCAUUUCAGAGUUGAAAUUAUUCGACGGAAUCAAAGGAAAGUAGGAAAAGAGGACAAAAAUAUCAUCGAAAAUGAAGAGCACGUUGUUGAUCGUUUUAACAGUAAUGUUCGUUUACAUCGAGGCUAAAGCAGUACCAUCUGGCAAUGUCGAAACUCAAGCAACGUCUAAUAAACCUUUACAAUUGUCAGAAUUAAUUAGUCAAGCACAAGCAAAUAUCAAUAGUUUUACAGCUGAGCUACAAGAAAAAAUGAAUCUACCUGAUCAACAAACCGUCGUCAACACCAUCAAAGAGCAGAGCACAAAUUUCGUCAGUAAUUUACAGGAAUUCAUGAAAAAUGUGACCGAACAGGUUAAAGAGAAGAGUCCAGAAUUUGAAAGCUUAUGGACCGACGUGAAGGGCAAACUAAAUAAGGUAGUCGACGACAUCAAUGCUCAAAUUCCAGAUGCGCGUGAACAAGUCAAUCAAUUACAAGCCAAGUUACAAGAGGGAUUGCAAACCGUUUUACAAGAAUCUGAUAAAACGGCCAAAGCUGUUAGCCAAAAUUCGCAGAAAGUACAAGAAGAGAUUGGCAAAUUUACGAAGCAAGCUGUUGAACUUGCAGUCGAAACCACGCAAAAUCUAAACAAUCAAUUGAAACAAGCAGCGAAAACCAAUUAAAUCAAUCAAAUAAUCAUUUUCAAUUGGAUCAAUUUUUAUUUACGAAUUAACUAAUUACAAUUAACUCGCACAGUAUCGCAGUCUCGAUAAAAGUGACAAGAAAAAAUGCUGACGCGAGUUAUGACGAAAGAUCACUUUUGUAUUUGAAAAAAAGAAAAAAAAGAA